Messenger RNA from Trichogramma pretiosum, 1254 nucleotides. RefSeq lists its product as uncharacterized. NCBI's taxonomy places the organism in Eukaryota, Metazoa, Arthropoda, Insecta, Hymenoptera, Trichogrammatidae. The transcript is spliced from 2 exons. Bases 175 to 1107 code for a protein of 310 amino acids. The record is from RefSeq and is a predicted model, not a curated record. Gene Ontology annotation, molecular function: protein binding.
AUACGUUUUUCGUUGGUACACGAGCAUUUCUACCGGGGAGACAGUAAAAUAAAUAGAAAUAAUAACGAGUGUUGCUCGGCUUGACUAGUCUCGAUCUUUUAUUUGUCAGUCUCGCGAUCCACGUCGUUCAGAUCACGCGCAAAUCGCAAUCACAUAUUAUACAAAUCGUAAAAAAUGUUUAAAAUUGUGCGAGAAGAGGCACGCCUCGUCAACAUCAAUAUCCGAGACAAUACCAAUUCCCAUGGCACAGAUGAAGCGGCCAAAUUGUUGCUGCGAGAAGACGCCGACCCGAAUAAUUCGGCCAACGAGGACGGUUCGACUCCUCUGCACGUCUUUUGCAAGAGAGACGACGGGGAUGAAUUCGUAAGGCUAUUCUUCGAGAGCGCCGACGAAAAACAUCAGUUGGUGCGAGUCGACGCGAAGGACGAGUUGGGCCGGACUCCGCUUCAAUGGGCCGUGGCGAAUCUCCUGUUGGGGGCGGUCGAUUUGCUCUUGGAACACGGUGCCGAUGCGUCGAGCUUCGUUUUCCCCACCGAGGAUUACUUCGACGCGAAUUUCGAUUCGAGCGAUUGCGGCUAUCAGUACAGAUUGAAGCGAGCGUCUCGAGUUCUGAGCGUCGUCGAGCGCCUGGAGAAAGGAGGAUACGAGCCGGACCGAGACGCCGUUUUAACGAUCAUGAAAUUUUUCUCCAAGCACGGAUUGUUCGAGAUGUCGGCGAAACUCCACGGACGAACGCGAUAUCUCGUGAAAUUGUUGCAGGAGGACGAGGCGUUCGCGAACAUGGCGAGAGAAUUGACGAUCGAGCCGAGCCUCACCUUCUACGAUUUGAUUUCGUUGCCGACCGGACGGGCGAAAAGAUUGCUCACCUACGCGGACUGCGCGAGGCUCGCGAGCUCGAACAAAUGGUUCGAGCUGUCCAUGAAUCAUAUCCUGGCUUGUCUUGGAUACCUGUGCGAGACGAUGUUGGGCAAAUUUUGUCAGCGAUGGUUCCUGGAUUCUUUCGCGGAGUUGACGCGCCAUCGGCUGCCGAUUCUCUGCUCCGAUAUCGUCGUCGAGCAGCUUUCGAACGAGGAUUUGUUCAAUGUAUGCCUGGCGGUCAGUGAUUGAAACUAUAAAUACUAGAACAACUUACCAAAGUCUUUGUCGUAAACAUCGAGAGUUUUCGAGAUCGAAGUAAAGGCAUUAUGUUUAAAAUUGUUAAUAGUUAAUUACUAAGUUAAUUGUUAAAAGUUAUAAAUAAAGUUCAAAAUCAAA